AUGGCGGCGGCGGGCGCGGAGGAGCGGCGCGGCGCGUGGGGCGCGGCGGGCCCCGAGCGCGGCCCCGGCCCCGGCCCGCUGGGCUCGCUGCUGAGCCGGUUGCCGCUGGCGCCGUCCCCGCGGCGGCGGACCGCCAGCCAGUGCAAGCCGGAGCCGCCGCUGCUGCGCACCAGCAAGCGGACCAUCUACACGGCCGGGCGGCCGCCCUGGUACAGCGAGACCGGCGCGCCCGUGGACGAGGCCUUCGUCAUCGGCCUGUGUGGUGGCAGCGCCUCGGGCAAGACGACGGUGGCCACGCGGAUCAUAGAGGCGCUGGAUGUGCCCUGGGUCGUGCUGCUCUCCAUGGACUCCUUCUACAAGGUGCUGGAUGAGGGGCAGCAGGCGCUGGCAGCCCGCAGCGACUACAACUUCGACCACCCCGACGCCUUCGACUUCGAGCUGCUCGUCAGCGUCCUCCGCAAGCUCAAGAAGGGCAAGAGCGUGAAGGUGCCGGUCUACGACUUCACCACGCACAGCCGCCGCCGCGAGUGGAAAACGGUGUACGGGGCCAACGUCAUCGUCUUUGAAGGGAUACUGGCAUUUGCGAACAAGGAGUUGCUGAAGCUCCUGGACAUGAAAGUGUUUGUGGACACGGACUCUGACAUCCGGCUGGUGCGGCGCCUGCAACGCGACAUCAUGGAACGUGGGCGCGACAUCGUGGGUGUCAUCAAGCAAUACAACAAGUUUGUGAAGCCAGCCUUCGAGCAGUACAUCGAGCCCACUGUGCAGGUCGCCGACAUCGUGGUGCCCAGGGGUGGGGAGAACUUUGUGGCCCUGGACCUCAUUGUGCAGCAUGUGCACAGCCAGCUGGAGAAGCGCGAGAUCACUGUCAGGGCAGCUCUGGCCUCUGCCCACCAAGGGCAGCCCCUGCCGAAGACGCUGAGCGUCCUGGAGAACACGCCGCAGGUGCGAGGCAUGCACACCAUCAUCAGGAACAAGGACACAACCAGGGAUGAAUUCAUCUUCUACUCCAAGCGCCUGAUGAGGCUGUUGAUUGAACAUGCCCUCUCCUUCCUGCCACUGAAGUCAGUCACUGUGGAGACGCCCCAGGGGACAACGUACGAAGGAAAGCGGUUCCACAGGCAGAGGAUCACAGGCGUGUCCAUCCUGCGAGCCGGGGAGACCAUGGAGCAGGCCCUUACUGCCGUGUGCAAGGACAUCCGCCUGGGCAAGAUCCUGAUCCAGACCAACCACGACACGGGGGAGCCCGAGCUCCACUACCUGCGCCUCCCCAAGGAGAUCAGCGAGGACUACGUCAUCCUCAUGGACAGCACUGUGUCCACAGGAGCUGCGGCCAUGAUGGCAGUGCGCGUCCUGCUGGAUCACGACGUCCAGGAGGACAGGAUCUUCCUGCUGUCGCUGCUGAUGGCAGAGAUGGGGGUGCACUCCGUGGCCUACGCCUUUCCCCGUGUCCGCAUUAUCACCACUGCUGUGGACAAGAGGAUCAACGAGGAGUUCCACAUCAUCCCGGGCAUCGGUAACUUUGGGGACAGAUACUUCGGCACUGAUGGCCCCUCUGCCUGGUGUGAGAGCGACGGCAUGGACUGCUGAGCUGGCUGGCCAUGGGGCCACCAGCUGGGCUGGCCACAGGGCCCGCUCCCUGCCUUUGCCCCCAGGAGGGGCUCCAAGC
Gavia stellata (red-throated loon) is the source of this 1669-nucleotide messenger RNA. RefSeq names its product uridine-cytidine kinase-like 1. Lineage: Eukaryota; Metazoa; Chordata; Aves; Gaviiformes; Gaviidae. The transcript is spliced from 14 exons. Gene Ontology annotation, cellular component: cytoplasm. The record is from RefSeq and is a predicted model, not a curated record. Bases 1 to 1590 code for a protein of 529 amino acids. Gene Ontology annotation, molecular function: kinase activity; ATP binding.